AUGGAAGACCAAAGCAAGACAGAGUACGGAUUUCUAAAUCUUAAACCUGGCAAUAUUUUUUCAAACAUCUACUCUUCACACCUUCCGAAUUUCAGAAGCGAUUUUUCCGCCUUCCAAAAUUGGAGAGAUUGUUUUAAAAGAAACAGUGAGGAAUUUCACAGGGCAUUAGAGGAUUUAAAAACAGGGGAAUUGUGGGACGCGAGGACUCCUCAUGGCAAAUCUCAGAGCAAUGAUAUUUUAUCAGGAAAUUUACCGAAGUGUGACAAAAGAUCAAUGCAAGGACUUCACUCUCCUUCUUCAGUUGGACAAUGUCUACCUGCGUUUGCACCUGUAUUUGCUGGAUUAAUGAACAGGCGGCGGAGGCGAGAAAAUAGGCCUCGGCGACAGAGAACUACUUUCUCCAGCGACCAGACAGUGAAGCUAGAGAUUGAGUACAGCCGCACUGAGUAUAUCACCCGCUCCAGGCGCUACGAACUGGCGGAGCUGCUCUGUCUGACGGAAAACCAAAUCAAAAUCUGGUUCCAGAACAGGCGAGCUAAAGAAAAGCGGAUAGAAAAGGCUCACAUGGAUCACCAUCUAAGAACUUUAAGCAUCACUGGACACGCUGGGAGUUUCCCCAUACCCAAGUGUCCGAACGGAGAUCUCGGUGAAGCUAGUUCUUGGCCGGAGAGUCCACCUAUCCCAAAACCAAAACACACGUAGCACGUCACAGAUCUGCGUGUUUUCCAAAACGGCCAUAUUUAUUGUUUGCCUACAUGUAUAUAUAUUCAAAUGCUUUGUUUAACCUUCUUGUUAAAUUGUAACACAUUGAAUUUCACGCAAGAGUGGACGAUUCGCGCCUGUUAUGUAAAAUGUGUAAUUCCUAAAUGAAGGUCAUAAUUUUUUGUGCACGAGUAAAAUAAUGACCCCUACCAACAAACCCUUCACUUUCAACCAUCUCUGGACUGAACCGCUAAAGA
Magallana angulata is the source of this 959-nucleotide messenger RNA. RefSeq names its product homeotic protein Sex combs reduced-like. Bases 1 to 702 code for a protein of 233 amino acids. Lineage: Eukaryota; Metazoa; Mollusca; Bivalvia; Ostreida; Ostreidae. The record is from RefSeq and is a predicted model, not a curated record. Gene Ontology annotation, biological process: regulation of DNA-templated transcription. Gene Ontology annotation, molecular function: DNA-binding transcription factor activity, RNA polymerase II-specific; DNA binding. The transcript is spliced from 3 exons.